AUGGAUAAAUGUAAGGUUGCGUUUAUUAUUCUAGUGUUAAACGUUUUUGUAUCAGUUGAAACUUCAGGUGUUACUGUUUAUCCUGGAGAUACAUUACCUCAUCAUGGUCGUUGCGAGCCUAUUACUAUUCAGUUUUGUACACAAAUACGAUAUAAUCAAACGAUAUUUCCCAACUUACUAAAUCACGCUAAACAAGAAGAUGCGGGGCCAGAAGUACACCAGUUUACACCUUUGAUAAAAGUUAACUGUUCACCAGAUCUAAAAUUCUUUUUGUGUUCAGUUUACGCCCCCGUGUGCACAAUAUUAGACACAGCCAUACCUCCUUGUCGACAUUUAUGUGAAUCUGCAAAACAAAAUUGUGAUGAGAUUAUGAUAACAUUUGGAUUUCAUUGGCCUGAGUACUUGGAGUGCACCAAAUUUCCUGUGGCUACUGACGAAAACGUGAUAUGUGUUGGUGAUAACAAUAUAACUCAUGAGUCUAGAAGACAUACUGAAACAAAACUUCCUAAAGUGAACUUCAAAAAUAAUAACGAGAGAGACCCAACCAAACUACAUGGAGCAAAAGACUAUGGAUUUGUGUGUCCUGUACAAUUUAAAGUCCCCAAGAACUUGGAUUUAGAAUACUCACUGAAGGUUGGAGAUAAAACAGAAUAUGAUUGUGGGGCACCUUGCACUGGUAUGUUUUUCAGUGAAGAUGAGAAAAAGUUUGCUCGAUUAUGGAUUGGCAUAUGGGCAACAUUAUGUACUGUAAGCUGUCUGUUCACUGUUUUGACUUUUCUAAUAGACACAGAUCGAUUUAGAUAUCCAGAAAGACCUAUAAUUUUCCUAUCUGUAUGUUAUCUCAUGGUGGCUGCAGCAUAUGUUAUGGGUUGGAGUGCAGGUGACAGUGUUAGCUGUCAAGGUCCCUUUCCAACAACUAUAAGUGGUGCAAGACUGCCGAACAUAUCUGUAAUUACACAGGGAACAAAACAUGAACCUUGCACUAUUCUCUUCAUGGUGGUAUAUUUCUUCAGUAUGGCUUCAAGUAUUUGGUGGGUGAUCUUAACAUUGACAUGGUUUCUGGCAGCUGGACUUAAGUGGGGCCAUGAAGCAAUUGAAGCAAAUUCUCAGUACUUCCAUCUAGCAGCAUGGGCUGUCCCUGCUAUCAAAACGAUAUCCAUUUUGGCCAUGGGAAAAGUGGAUGGUGAUGUUCUCUCCGGUGUGUGCUAUGUUGGACUUUGGGAUGCAGAGGCACUGCGUGGAUUUGUUUUAGCUCCACUUUGUGUGUAUCUGGUUCUUGGAACUAUCUUCCUGCUUGCAGGCUUUGUUUCAUUAUUCCGAAUUAGAACUGUAAUGAAACAUGAUGGAACAAAAACAGACAAACUUGAGAAAUUAAUGAUUCGUAUUGGUGUCUUUGGUGUAUUAUACACAGUACCAGCAUUAAUAGUGAUUGCUUGUCUUUUCUAUGAACAAGCAAAUUUUGACGACUGGAUGGUAACUUGGCACCGUGACAUGUGUUCUAUACCUUUAUAUUCUAUUCCUUGCCCAUUUACACGGAAAGAAACUGACCGACCAAAAUUUGAAAUGUUCAUGAUAAAGUACUUAAUGACUAUGAUAGUUGGAAUAACUUCCAGUUUUUGGAUUUGGUCUGGAAAAACAUUAGUUUCCUGGCGCCAAUUUUUCGAUAAAAUUAAGGGAAGAAGAGUGGAAGCUUAUGUGUAA
Messenger RNA from Spodoptera littoralis (African cotton leafworm), 1701 nucleotides. The record is from the annotation of a GenBank genome assembly. Lineage: Eukaryota; Metazoa; Arthropoda; Insecta; Lepidoptera; Noctuidae.